AUGGAAACAAGAAUACUUGUUGUGAAUCCUAAUAGUUCGAAGUCAAUGACGGUGUCCUUGCGGGAAACCAUUGAAAAGACUUUUUCAAUGGAAUCAUGUAAAAUCAGUUAUUUCACAGGGCCAGACACGUCGCCACCACAAAUUGAUGGGCAGGAAACAAGUAUUAAAAGUAUGGAGGCCUGUCUUCCCCUCUUAAUUGAUGACCAGGAGUCGGUAUAUUACUUUCAGAAAUUCAACGGGAUAUUAAUUGCCUGUUUUUCAGAUCAUCCUUUGGUAGCAAAGAUAAAGGAUAGAGCUGCUAAAGAAAAAGCAGAUGUUUCUAUUGUUGGGUUAUUAGAUAGUAGUAUUAAUUAUUGCAAUUUGGUUGGAAAGAAGUUCUCUAUUAUUACUUCAAAUAAAGAAUGGAUUCCAAUAUUGAAUAACUCUGUGGAAUCGAAAUUCUUGACAGGGAAUACAGUUAACAAAAAUUUAUGGAAAGGUACGGUAUCUACUGAUUUACAGGUCCUCGACCUACAUAGUCCAGAAAAUUUCCAGCAGAUAGCAGAAAUUAUAUAUCGCGAAAAUAUUAAAAAGCUUGAUUCAGACAUUGUAAUAUUAGGUUGUGCAGGAUUCUCGGGUUUGCAAAAUAAACUGGCGAAAACAUUCCAAAGGGAUGGCACGCUGUUUCUGGACACGAUUGAGAUCGGUUUACAGAUUCUAAUCACUAUGAUAAGAUUUGUCAACUCACAAAAAUAA
Saccharomyces cerevisiae S288C is the source of this 735-nucleotide messenger RNA. It is a transcript of the gene DCG1, whose product is annotated as Dcg1p. The coding region runs from base 1 to 735 and encodes 244 amino acids. Lineage: Eukaryota; Fungi; Ascomycota; Saccharomycetes; Saccharomycetales; Saccharomycetaceae. Gene Ontology annotation, molecular function: amino-acid racemase activity; racemase and epimerase activity. The transcript has a single exon. The record is from RefSeq and is marked reviewed.